Molecule: messenger RNA, 996 nt
Organism: Trichophyton rubrum CBS 118892
Lineage: Eukaryota; Fungi; Ascomycota; Eurotiomycetes; Onygenales; Arthrodermataceae
Product: CMGC protein kinase
Exons: 3
Coding region: 1-996 (331 amino acids)
Biological process (GO): protein phosphorylation
Cellular component (GO): cytoplasm
Molecular function (GO): ATP binding; protein serine/threonine kinase activity
Source: RefSeq, a predicted model, not a curated record
AUGGACAAGACAAUCCCCACUGGCACAGAAUUGAUAGGCCAAUCUGGUCGUCGCUAUACAAUCGAAAGAGUUCUCCAGGCCAAAGAGAACUCGCCUUUGAAUGUUUAUCUCGCUAAAUGUUUACAUGUCUUGAAGCAUCCAUCAUUUCGUGAAGCUAACUCUUGUUUGUUUGAUAGGUCUGAAAAGGAGGAUUUUGUCCUUAAAAAUGUCCCCGAUUUCGAGUACCUUCAGAAAGUCUAUCAAAAAGUAGAUGGCUGCUCUUACCUCCGCCUACCACAAGAUUCAAUGGCCGAGCGCUCGAUGUUUGUUUAUAGAUACCUGACGACCGACUUUUUGAAUCUACCUGUCAAAAAAGAAUUACCAUUAGACAUAACCAAGCGAGUUCUAAGAGAUGCGUUGCAGGGUCUUGCUGCAUUGCAUGAUAAUAACAUAAUGCAUAACGAUAUCAAGGCAAACAACAUCUUGGUGGAUCAAAAAGACGAUGGCUCUAUCACGGAUGUCCGACUAGGCGACCUUGAAGAUGCCGCAAUUGUGCCGCCAGGCUGUGGGAUAUCAGGGAGACAGUUGGGCAAUUGGAUGUGGCGUAGUCCAGAAGCUCACGCCGAGGGUCCCAUGACCUCGCCCACUGAUAUCUUCUCAUUUGCAGUCGUGUGCAUAUACGCCGUCCACAGACGUCUUAUCUUUUCAGUUGACGAGAGUGAACUUGGUGCUGGAGAGGAGAUAUUAGCCCAUGUUAUUGAACGGCAGAUAUCAUACUUUGCAGAUGAAGAUAGCAUCCAGGAGUUUCUAGAACUGAUCAGAGAGAGUCCCUGGGCUGAGGUCUUCAAGAUCACCCGUGAUGGUUUCAACAAGGAGAACCCUCGAAAGCCAUUUGCUCUGUGGAAAGGCGUGGAUCCAGCGUUCAAGGACCUAAUCUGUCGAAUGACACAUUUCAACCCAGGGAAGAGAAUAAUAGCGCGUGGGGCACUAGAACACGAGUUGUUCAAGGGAAUAUAG